This is a messenger RNA of Calypte anna (Anna's hummingbird), 5469 nucleotides long. RefSeq names its product Sad1 and UNC84 domain containing 2 (gene SUN2). The record is from RefSeq and is a predicted model, not a curated record. Gene Ontology annotation, molecular function: protein-membrane adaptor activity. Gene Ontology annotation, biological process: nuclear envelope organization. The coding region runs from base 188 to 2332 and encodes 714 amino acids. Lineage: Eukaryota; Metazoa; Chordata; Aves; Apodiformes; Trochilidae. Gene Ontology annotation, cellular component: nuclear envelope; meiotic nuclear membrane microtubule tethering complex. The transcript is spliced from 17 exons.
CAGCCUCACGGGGCACCCAAGGGGCCGCCUGCACAGGAAGGGGGGUAGGGGGUGGGUGUGUGUCGGACCCCCUGCUGCAGGGGUCCCCUGCGAGUGGGGGUCCCUCCAGGUGGGUCACCUCCCACUUACUUGUUCCUCUCUCCCUGGCCCCCCAGGUGAACCGUGACCGCUACCCUCUGCCGCCGCCAUGUCCCGCCGUAGCCAGCGCCUUGUCACCACUCGCUAUUACCCCGGGGACGACGAUGCCCCGACCAGCAGCAGCAGCAGCUCCCUCCUGGGGAGCCAGCAGCUCCCUUUUAAAGAGAGCUCCGGAAGGACAAUCAGGAGGAAAUCAAGCAGCACAAAGCGUCUCUCUCCUGCCCCCAGCACGCAGACCUCCUACUACAGUGAGUCUGUGAUGAGCGAGUCCUACCUGGGGGGCAGCCGGGGCCUUGCUGCCCUAGGCAGCUCCAUGCUGGAUGAUGACAUGGACAGCAGCACAUACUGGGGUGGGGACCUUCUCACCAGAAGGAGAAGAGGCACAGGAGACACCGAGUCCAGUAAGAUCAAUGGGCUGCUGGAGAGCAAGACAUAUGACACCUACGCCUCUUCCUCUGGGUACUCCUCAGAAGAUGAUUACGCUGGUCAUUUUUAUUCAGGCCAGAGUAGCUCUGGGUCAGGGCUGAGGACUGCAGCCUCACGGGUGGGCUCCUUCCUCUGGCAGGUGUUCACCUCCCCAGUUCUGUUCAUGAGGUGGCUGUUCUCAGGGCUGGCAUCUGCCUGGCACAGCCUCACCGGCACUGCUCCCCACCUGCACGGUGUCCCCUUCUCCAGGCGCUACCCACGACUGAAGAGAUCUUUGCUGCUGCUGCUCCUGCUCCUGCUCCUUGCUGCUGCCGCCUAUGGGGCUUGGUACUUCUACCCAUACGGGCUGUCAACUCUCAGCCUCCCUGUGUUCCCAUGGUGGGGAGCUGGGAAGCAUUCCUCCUCGCAGGUACCUGCAGCAGGGGACCUGACUGCACUGGACCAGGGACCGUGGGCAGAGCACCGGCUCCUGACUCGCUUCCAGUCCCUGGAGAAGCGUUUUGAGGCCCUGGAGGCUGAGGUGUCACGGUGGGAACUGCAGCGUGGAGCAGCAGCAGUGGCAGCCGGGGGAGGGCCACCCCCGGGGGACAUCUUGGCACUGCUGGAGGGGCUGGUGAGCCGCCGGGAUGCAGGGCUGAAGGAGCAUCUCCGCACCGAUGUGACCAACCACAUCCAGGGCGAGCUGGAUGCCCUCCGAGCCCAGGUGCAGAGGGAUUUAGACCGGCGCCUGGGAAAGAUGGCACAAGCCUCUCAGGAAAUGGAGGCCCGCUUGCUGGAGCUGAACUCGGAGUGGCAGAGCUCAGUGCAGGAGGGCCUGCAAGGGAGCUUCCAGCAGGAGGUGGGCAAGCUGGAGCAGGAGGUGGCAGCGCUGAGGAGGGAGCUGGCUGACCUCAAGUCAGAUCAGGAGGUGAUGGGGAAGCACGUGGAGGGGAUGCUGGAACAACUGAAGGGUGUGCGGGCUGAUGUGGAAGCCCAGUUCCCGGCAUGGGUCAGUCGGUUCCUAUCACAGCCCCAGCAGGAUGGCACUGCCAGCCUUGUCCUUCAGCGGGAAGAUUUGCAAGCAGAGCUCCGGGCUCUGGAGCGCCGGAUUCUGGAUAAAGUCCAGGAGGACCAGAGGCUGUCAGCCCGGGAUGCUCAGGCUGGCAUCGGAGUGGCCCUGCGACAAGGGGGGACCACAGGAGUGACAGAGGAGCAAGUCCAUCUCAUUGUGGCUCAAGCCCUGAAGCGCUACAGUGAGGACCGUGUGGGGAUGGUGGAUUAUGCCCUGGAGUCAGCAGGGGCCAGUGUCAUCAGCACCCGCUGCUCAGAGACCUAUGAGACACAGACAGCACUUCUGAGCUUGUUUGGCAUCCCCCUGUGGUACCAGUCACAAUCCCCCCGUGUCAUCCUGCAGCCAGAUGUCAACCCUGGGAACUGCUGGGCAUUUCGUGGGUCCCAGGGCUUUGCCAUCAUCCGCCUGUCCGCUAUCAUCCGCCCAACGGCUGUGACGCUGGAACACAUCCCAAAAGCCCUCUCACCCCAAGGGACCAUCCCCAGUGCCCCCAAAGACUUUGCUGUCUAUGGCUUGAAAGAGGAGAAGGAGGAGGAAGGCCGCCUUCUAGGGCAGUUCACUUACAACCAUGAUGGCGACGCCAUCCAAACAUUCUACUUGGAGGGUGAUUCAGUGGGCACGUACCAGCUGGUGGAGCUCCGGGUGCUGAGCAAUUGGGGUCACCCCGAAUACACCUGCAUCUACCGCUUCCGCGUGCACGGGGAGCCAGCCCACUGACCCCCAACUCCUGCAGGGGACAAGGACGCAGGAGGAGGGGUUCGUCUGGUUUGCCGCUUCGCACGCAGAAAUCCUGGGAUGUGCCAGCAGCCACCCUGGGAAGCUGCUUCCCUCUGGGGAGGAGAAGAGCUGGUCUAUGAGGGAUGAGGCUUACACUCUUCCAUGGACCAGGGUGGUGAGCAUCCCACAUGGGUCCUAGCGCAGCCUGGCUUGUUUUCAGCAUCCAUCGGACAUUUUAACUUUUUUAAGCUAAUUUUUUUUUUUUCUUAAAUCGGGUCUGCGCAGCCCCUCGUCCCCACUGCCCUGCUCCUCUCGGAUGGUGCACCUCGUGUUGCUGGGGCUUGGGAAGGGGCUAUGUAAUUUUGCGAUGCGCUUCACGCGGGCUUGGGCGAGACGUGGCAUACGGGACCGCGGUGACCGGCUCGGUGUUGCCGGAGUAGGUGGGAGCCACAGGUUGUGGCCACCGAGUCUUCUUCCCUCUGCCACAGGGUCAUUUCUCCUGCCUUGGUGUUGGUUUAGGUCAGGAUCUUCAGAUCUCAGAAGCUGGGCUGGUAGAGGGGAAAUAAGACAGUAUUAAUGAAGUAUUAAUGUAAAACUAACGGUUUGGGGCAGCAGGAGGGGAGAAAUUUGGCACGUGUUGGUGGCAGGGGCCGCCUUGGUGCUGCCGUCCGUCUGUUCGAGCCCUCCUGCCACCGGUGACUGCCUUGGGUCUUGGCAAUACCUUUGCCCCCCACCCUGGCUGGCUGGCUCCCCAGUGGUAAGCUUGAUGAUGCUGUUGAAAACUGUUGCCUGCUUCCCUUUUUGGGGUUUGUUCUGUGUUUUGUUGUUUUUGUUAAUUUUUUAAGGGGGGGUGCAGGGAGGGGGUGUUAUUUUCCAGUUGGGGUAUUGAGGUGAUGGUUUUGUUUUGUUUUUUUGUAGUUACAAAAAGACUUUUUCCAUGCGGUUUUUACUUAACAGGAGAAAGCUAUGUGGUGCCACUCAAGUGAGUGGCUUAGACACAGAAAGGGCUAGAGCUUUGCUCAGUAGGACAGCAUGUGCAGUAGGACAAGCUAGAGUAUGAUGAGCACAGCUGCUUAAAAUAAGCAGCACUGGUGGCUUGGUAGCGGGAUCUGGGAGACAAGGUCCUGUGUGGACUGCUCCUCGGUGGGGUGCCGGGGGCACUCCUUGCUCCGGAGAUUUUCUCCGAGACUGCAACACGUGGCUCGGGGCUCUCCCCCCUGGCUGAAUCUGUAUGCAGGUGACUGCUGGCAGCGAGCAGGACCUGCUGCCCCCCUGCUCUGCAUGCCUCUUGGCUGUCUCUUAGGUGGCAGGUGGGGUGGAGAGGAGAUGGCUUUCCCCAGGGCUUGCCGGUGCUUUCCCUUGGGAGCAGCUGGGCCUCCCUGCACCUGCGGCAGCACUUUCGCCUCCUGCUCCCCGAUGGCAGAUGGCUGGCAGGGCAUGGCCUCCUUUCUCUUGGAAGGGCUCCCUUGCCCUCCUGCCUUCUCCUCGCUGGCAUCGCUCUGCUCCCCCAGGCCUGGCUGCAGGGGACCAGGCUGAAGCAGCAAUGGGAAGUCCUAUCUGCAUGGGGCACUUAAAUCAUGUCUGUACCCAUCAUGUGAUGGGGGGAAGGGGGGAAUGCAGCAAGGAUGUACAGGGACCUUCCCCAAGCUGAGGAGUGCCAGGGGCAUCUGGCCACUGCACCUCUUGGCUGCCUCCACAAUUAGUUUGGCUUAUGCUCUUGGAUGGCUUUUGUAAGCUCCACAUUUGUCUUGCAUUAUGUUGAAAGAAAAGCUAAAGGGCUCAUGUUUAGUAUUUCAGACCCUGUCUGAUGCUGGCAUCAUCUUUCCCCAGAACCAUGAAUUGCUUCCUGCUCUAGUCUGUGCUUGAAGUGCUGUAGGGUGAGGGAUGUAGAGGAAAGGAAGGGGCUGAAGAAGUGUGCCCUGAUCUGCUUUGGGCAGAGGUGCUGAGUCUUCCUUCAUGCUGGAUGAGGAGGAUGGUAGCACAGCCUUUCUGGAGGGGUCUUCUCGCUCCAAGCAGGGGUGCAAGCCCAAAGGGUGCAGCCCCAUCUCCAGCAGGUUAAAAUAACCCUGUGGAGUCCACUGCAGAGCUGAGAGGCCCCACUGCUGGGAGCAGGCAGACCUGGGGCCAGAUCCAGUGACUAUAAAUUCUCUCCUAUAUUGAGCAUAGUCUUAAUUCUUGGCAUCCACAGCCAAAGUUAUUUUAAACUUGCCUACAGCUGCCCUCUUGCCUUGCAGUCAUGUCUGUGUACACAGAGCUGUGCUUUUAUGAAUGUCUAGACCUGCCCUGGACUCAGCAGAGCAGCGCCUGUGCUUAAUUGAAUAAUAAAGACAGAGCAGAGAUGAAGCUCUCCCCCUUCCUCAGAGGUUCUCUGGUUGCUGGAACAAGUGCCAUGACCAUGACAAGGUUGGAAAACCCCUUUCCUUACGUCGCUGCUGGCUCCCUGGCCUGUGGAUUGAGCUGUAGCAGAUGAUCUCCUGCUACAGGGGGCACGCCGGUGAGAGGAGGGAAAGGAGAACAGAGUUGGAGCAGGGUCCUUCUAUGUGAGUGUUAACCACUAGCUGUGGGGCAGGCAGCUUUGGGAUUUAGAAGGUGAGCUUGUCUUGCCCUUUGGAAAUUAAGUCUGCUGUUGUGGAAUCAACAGACCCCCUGGAGACACAAGCAGGGGGGUCACCCUGGAGUUUUAUGCUCUUUUGUAGAGGAUAGUGCAGGUUUUGGAGACUUCACUAUGCUGCAUAAGGAUCCCCAGGAAGGCAGGCUGAGGUUGUAUGUGGUUAUUUCAGCCCUCAGAUUUCGGCAGUGGUGCUGAGCUGCAUCCCAAGCACCUCCAGCAAGUGCCCAGGCAGCUGCUUCACGCCAGCAGCAUUUCUGUAGCACCUUCCUGAGCUGCAAAGGGAAAAGAGGGCACGUAAAGCUGCUGCUGCAGCGCCAUGCAUCUCUGCUGAGGGUUAUUUAAUCCUCCUGCUGAUGCAGAAGAUGAGCCUGGUGAAGUGGAAGAAAUGCAAAACAACUGUCAGAGCAGAUAUCCCUUAUUUCCUCCUUUUUUUUUCCUCCCCCCCCAGUCUGUUCUCCUUCCUUUAUGCUUUGCCCUUCACAUGGGUUUGGAAUUAACCCUGCAAAAACAGAUGGUUACAGGCAGG